Rubroshorea leprosula is the source of this 1606-nucleotide messenger RNA. The record is from the annotation of a GenBank genome assembly. NCBI's taxonomy places the organism in Eukaryota, Viridiplantae, Streptophyta, Magnoliopsida, Malvales, Dipterocarpaceae.
AUUUUUUUGGGUAGUCCGUGAGUUUCCUGCAGCUUGCCGCCGGCUUCUUCUUCCCCUGCUAGCUCCGGUUCUUGCUGGAAAAUUCUGGUUCUUGAUCGUUCUGUCAGUUUAGUACGUGAAUUGAGUGCUCAGUUUUUGCGGAGUGAGGUAAGUAAAUUUAUGGUAAUGCUCGUAUAGCUUUUUAAAAGUAUAUUUUGAUUUGUUUGAUGGCGGGACUAAACCCGUUUUACAUAAGUAUGACUGAUUUGAAGUGAAAUGUUUUAUGCUUUUCAUUAAAUUGAGCAUGCCUACUUGAAAUUUAAGUGAUUGUCCUGAUGAUCUGAAAGUGAUUGUGAAUUGUGAUUUUCCUGUUAACUUCUGCCUGUUUUGUCUCUGAUAUGGUCAUGUUAUUUGUGUGCCUGCUAGUGGGAGGUUUAUAAACGCUAGCACAUGUCAACAUGUUAUUGAUAGAACCGGUUUGUUGAGUGACCCUGCUAGUGGGGGUUAUACACCAGCAAAUAGUGUGCUUGCCAGUGGGAGGUUUAUAACACUGGCCAUGACCUAUAGAGGAGAUGUUUAUUUUGAUUCCGUACUCGUACUUGUUUUUCGUGAUUAUACUGGUUGGCAUGCUAUAAGUUUAAUUAAGGGCUAUCCAUAUUUUACUUACUGAGUUAUCUCACCUCGUUUUUCUCGUCCACCAUUUCAAGUAGUGUGCCCCAAGACUCGAAAAUCAAGGGGAGUGACGUGAUAGAAGGCUAGCCAUUUCGAGAUUGAACAUAGAUUUAGAAAUAAAUUAUGAUCUGUGAACCAGAGUGUAUUUGGAGAUUUUAUGAUAUCAGAGUAAAUUUUAAAGAUUCGAUCUUCAGAUUUGGUGGUAUCAGAUUGUGAUAUGAUAAGUUCCGAGCCUUGUGCAUUUGUGGGAUCCUCUCACGAGUGCACGGCGUCUGUCGUGUCCCCGGAUUUGGGUUCUGGGGCGUGACACUCUAUCCAUCCAUCAAUGAAUUUAAAAAAAUAGAAAAAAGGUUAUGAACUCCAACAGUAAAAACAAAGUAAUAAUGUAAUAUACACAUACAACCAGAUAUGUCUCUUUGUCGCAAUGGCCCACAACCGAGGCCCAACCUUUUCAUGUUUGAGACGUGAAUUUCAGGUCGGGUGUCCAAUUCUAGUUGGUGAAUGGUAAUUUUCAUGGUUUUUCUUUUAAUGGCAUGGUCUUCCACUAAGACUCUUUUUUUAUGUCCAUCAAAAAAUGACUUCUUUUGUAUGUUAUAAUAUGCAGCUGUGGUUCAAUUAUUGAUCCCUUUGUAUAGUCAUUUUGCACCUUUCUUUUUGUCCUGAUACUAGCUGAGCAUCUUAGAGAGAAAGACGCCCCAACCUCCCUUUUAAUUCGCAUCAACUUGCAAUAUCUCGAACAGGGCAAUAUUUCAUCAUUCUUCAAGAGAGUUUGAGCGGAAUGAAGUGUCUUUUUCUUCCUAGCUAUCCUUGGAUUAAUUAGACAAUAUAUAUCUAGUUCUUGUUCAUCUACAAUUUCUGUGACUUAGGUGAAAUCUAAAGCUGUUACUGUUUGCAUUUGGAUUUGGCGAAGAUGAAGUUGUAAACUGCUUUUUGUAAAUAACCUUAUUUAUGCACU